This is a messenger RNA of Peromyscus eremicus (cactus mouse), 461 nucleotides long. RefSeq names its product serine/arginine-rich splicing factor 3-like. Lineage: Eukaryota; Metazoa; Chordata; Mammalia; Rodentia; Cricetidae. The transcript has a single exon. Gene Ontology annotation, cellular component: nuclear speck. Gene Ontology annotation, biological process: mRNA splicing, via spliceosome. The record is from RefSeq and is a predicted model, not a curated record. The coding region runs from base 15 to 461 and encodes 148 amino acids. Gene Ontology annotation, molecular function: RNA binding.
CCCAGGAUCUCGAAAUGCAUCGUGAUUCCUGCCCGUUAGAUUGUAAGGUGUAUGUAGGUAAUCUUGGAAACAAUGGGAACAAGUCUGAAUUAGAACGGGCUUUUGGCUAUUGUGGACCACUCCGAAAUGUGUGGGUUGCUCGAUACCCUCCUGUCUUUGCGUUCGUUGAAUUUGAGGGUCCCCGAGAUGCCGUUGAUGCUGUCCCAGCGUUAGAUGGAAGAACACUAUGCGGCUGCCGCAUAAGAGUGGAACUUUCAAAUGGUGAAAAAAGAAGUCGGAACCGUGGCCCACCUCCCUCCUGGGGUCGUCGUCAUCCUCCACCUCGGCGAAGAUCUCCAAGAAGGAGAAGCUUCUCUCGAAGCCAGAGCAGGUCACUUUCUAGAGAUAGGAGAAGAGAAAGGUCUCUGUCUCGUGACAGAAAUCACAAGCCAUCUCAAUCCUUCUCUCGGUCUCGUAGCUGA